UUUACGUCGAAAAUGGUAAGCGGGAUAUUGAGUGCAAAUGAGAUUACUGCGAAAAAGCGAUCAACUGCGGUGAUGGCAAAAACGAUUUUGUUUCUAUUCUACAUUUGUCAUCUGGCCACCUUGCAACAAUAUCAGCAAACAGCGGUACUUUACUGCAGUGUCUCGCUAUAUUAAAUUAAUGCCAGCAGUCCGGCUAAAACUCAGUUAGCAGCUGUCGGUUGGAGGCAAAAUACGUUCAAUUAGCGAAGCGAAGCUGAUAAAAAUAUUUUGUUUUGUUACUAAUUAAAUAACUGCUUACAAAAACAAAACAAAAAAAGAAACAACAAGAGCAAAAACAUGUUAAGCACAAAUUCUAGCAAGCUUUGGGGUUUCGUUUUGCUUUUUUGCUGCAGCUUAGCGUUGGUGUGCGAUGCUCAGGAAAGCACUUCAAAUAAACCCUGUCCACCCAACGAGACUUAUACACCCUGUGGUUCACCCUGUCAAACUGAAUGCUCCACGCUGAAUGAGCCAUGUCGGAUACAGAAUAUUCGCUGCCCCGAUGGUUGUUAUUGUAAUGAAGGUUAUGCACGUGAUAGUAAUGGGGUUUGCAUACCGAAGAAAGAUUGCCCGUAAAACUAAAGGAAUGAAGAGUGAAAAAUUUAUAAAUAACCAGGUUUAUUGAAAAUGUAAAAAAAUUAUAACAAAAUACUUGUUUUUGAGCAAAAAUUUUAAAAAAGAAAUUGUAUUAGAUUUGAAGGAUUUUAAAGAAAAUAAAUUCGAGUUGAUUUGACUAAAAUACAAAUUUUAGAAAAAA
Messenger RNA from Anastrepha obliqua, 793 nucleotides. RefSeq names its product chymotrypsin-elastase inhibitor ixodidin. NCBI's taxonomy places the organism in Eukaryota, Metazoa, Arthropoda, Insecta, Diptera, Tephritidae. The transcript has 3 exons. Bases 337 to 612 code for a protein of 91 amino acids. The record is from RefSeq and is a predicted model, not a curated record.